Messenger RNA from Spirometra erinaceieuropaei, 9189 nucleotides. The record is from the annotation of a GenBank genome assembly. NCBI's taxonomy places the organism in Eukaryota, Metazoa, Platyhelminthes, Cestoda, Diphyllobothriidea, Diphyllobothriidae.
AUGCGUCCAAACGAGUCAGAAAAUGUCAAACUUUACACUGACACAUAUUCAGUUGACGUGAGUUCUUCGAAAUAUUCCCAGCUUUUUUCUUUCUUUUUGUGACUCCUGCCCUCCAUUUGGCCCUAUAAUUAUUUUUUGAAACCAUUAAUAGACAUGCUUGUCGUGCGUCACUUUCUUUCCCACAGUUUAAUUAAAUUGUAUUCGAAUACAGAUAUUCACUUCUGGAAGCCGAGCACGAAUCCAGAAUCUACUAGGCCAUUAAGUUAAAAAAAUAAGCAUUUGAAUGCCAUUGGAGUCCUAAACUGGGGGUGGUUUACAAUGAGAUCCCAGUCAACGUAGUACUCCACCGCCAACACCGCCUGAAAGAGGGAAGUGUCAGACUAAAUGGCGUAGAGGACAGGGGAAAAUCACUCAGGAAUCAAAAAAUAACAACUGCGCACGAGAAUUAGACACCAACUUGGCAGUUACUGAAAGAUAACAGAAACACGGACCAGGCAAUCGAGCAGCUGUAAGGCAAACAGAGGACGAGGACGUCAGUCAUGGAUCAAAAGCAUAGGCAAACAUAUGCACAGGCUGAGACACCAAGUGAAGGAAUUUUUUUCGUAUAUAGUAAUAGGGCUAAAUAAGACGCUAAUACACACUGGGCUCAAUUGCUGGGUGUUGUUACUGUCUUUAAACCUUUGAAUAUGUCUAGGAAGCCAAUGGCAGUCGGUGGGUUAUUCUUUAUUUGACUUCAACACAGAUUCGAUGAGUUUUUUGAGUGCUGUGCACACAGGUUUAGCGGCUAGCUCUAGGAUUAGGCAUUCCAUAGGUCGGUGACACACAGUAAAUGCCACCUGCCUACAUACUACUUGUACAGCUUGUUGCGAUGCCCAAGGAGACGAAAAAUUCUACUCAGCCGGAAGACAAGGUCAGUGUCUGCAACGUGAAUCCUAUCAGCCGGUUCGUACGUUUUGUUGCGGUCCGGCAGUCUGGGAAGGUCGAACUCCACAGGUUAUCAGCGUCUCAGGCUUUCCAAAGAUAGCGAACAGGUUCUGCUGCUUCUCAUCUGAUCCUCCAAAGACCCACCAUAUCACGAAGGAGGUACGUGUAUCAGACACGGAAGUUCUAUUAGUUGGGACUUUGCAAGCGCCUUCGAAUGUAAGAGAGUUUCUUGCGUGCUCUUGCGACAUCCCGUAAUUCUUCUUCGUCCGCAGCGGUUGAAAUUCGUAAAGUUAGUGCGAAGAACGAUCUGGUCUCCUGACACGUUCUCCACGCACAGUUGUAAACACACAUAGGUACUGAUUACUUACACUAAAUUGCGAUUGUUUUACACCUACCGCAAGUUCCCAGUGGCGAUCUAUACACUCACUUGAACCACGGCCUUUUAGCCAGAAGUGUAAUUAUGUCUGAUCAAAUUCUUUAUCUCUUUCGGCAGUUGUAACCUGACCGAAUUUAUGCGUACUUCCAUUUAGGCCGAUGGUUUCCUUAUGAUCAUACGAAAGCAGAAAAUAUUGUUUCUGUUGUUCAUUUAAGUUGUCAGUUAUUCUCGUCGUGCAAUUUUAACGUUGCUUGAUAUUUAGAAUUGUCUUGGAAAACCGUCAACUCAGCAUAAACAAAGUUGGCAAAACCAAAAGGGGAGGCUGAAGAAAAACAUUCGGAGUGUUUUUAUGAACCGAGGCAACAGUCGUCGAGUACGUAUUACGGAUUUUUGGCAUGGCCACUAUUUGAAGUUUCCGACACUUUCUGACCAAGUUACACGUUAUAAAGUGGUCAACAUGAGUUUACCAGAAAAUGAGCUUUUACUAAGAGUGUAAUUGCAUUUAGCUUGGAAGAGACGCUCACAGAUUUGGUUUCAAUACAAAGCGUGCGCUUCCAUUUGUGGCCUGAAAGUCCAGUCUAGAACAUUCGUCUGGCUUAAGGGCCGGAGUCUGCUUCUGAACCUGGGAUUAGUGUGACUAAUGAACUAAAAAUGGUUGUCUUAGCCUUCCUUGUCUUUACUAUAUUCUUUCUAUAUGAUUGCGCUCUCUGCAUGCACUCUCAAGAAGUUACACGUGGCCCAGUUUAAUAAUUAAUACCCAAUUGCCUUGGAGCGGCUCGAUUUGGCUGGGCAAUUUUACAAUGAUUUGCUUGCAGUGUAUUUGCUUCGGACGGACAAACAGGGGAAGGAACGUAUAUUUUCUUUCGAAAGCCCUGUAACGAUUCAACGGACUUAAUCACACGUAACUUGCGGUUAUCGUUUCAGCUCAGCUUUCGUAAUCCUUAGACACCGUAAUAAGUCAGCUCACUGGACCACAUUACGUUCCAGUUUGGAACCGGUGGUUGUUACUAAGGAGUAGAUAUUUUUGGUCGUUCCCGUUAUAACUAUAUUCCAACCAGUAAUUCCGGCGUCGACAUAAUGUACAUUGAUUUAUAAUCGCAUGCGAUUUUAGCAUCGUCACUGUCACGAAUGACGUCAAGUAAAAUUGGAGUGUCUCGAUUUAGUAGUUCCUUACGAUCGUUAAUUACUUGAAGGAAAAAACCAAAGAACCGAGGGAGGAUGGAAUAGUCAUCUUCCAUGUAUUAGCCGUUGUCGGCCAGCUAUACACCAAUCCCAGGUUCGCAUAUCCCGGGACUUGAUGCUGCACUCUGGUUGUUAAACAUUAAGUGAAUGCUUUGCCACCAAGUAACAGACUCGAACUUUGAACUCUAAGGUAUGAUCAGAUUGGAAUUUUCUCUACUGUCGGCCGAUAUCCGAGUGCGUAUCUGAUGUUACAACGAAAUAGCAUUCGUUUGGGAACAUUUGUAACAUGACGAUAUUAUCGGUUAAUGGGUUCGUAUCACGACAACGCAAUACCCGUAUUAAGUCGGGAUUUUAGGACUUGUUGUUGUAGGAUGUGAAAUCCUUAGGAACCUCUAUAAGACUUGCCUGGUUCUUUGGUAAGUGCUCAGAUUUUGUUCCUUCGAGUUCAUUCAUUAAUAUUUAUUAUAAAUACCAACUUUUUCUGUUUUCAAACCCUCUAAGCAAUAUAUCGGGUUCUUCCUAAGUCAUUCACUGCGACAACAAGCAUGAUUCCAUUACUUUCGACCUCAAUUUUUCUUUUUCAGAUCCCCCGGUCCGCUUUAGUCUCUUCAAGCAUGUUUUUCCAAGCAGCUUUUGAGAGUGGAAUGUCAGAAACGCGUUCUGGACGAUUCUUUUUGCCCGAGUUUUCCGACCGACAGCUCCAACACCUUGCCAACUUCACAUCUAACCUUCAUCUGUUUGCCUCUGAUUCAUCGUCCCCUCCGAAUAAGUCCAAACCAUCUACCGCUUUAGAGAGUGUUCUGGUGCCUUCGGUUACCAAUGAAUGUGAAAAAGAGGAAAAACUAUGUCGAAUAAUUGAGGCUACUCUAGUUGCCGAUUAUUUGCAAAUGCCUUGCUUCAAGAAACAACUCGUUGAUUGGCUUCAGGAGUUACUUUCUUCGGCUUGUGAUAAAUAUUCGGCCUGCUUUUCUCAAACUCAUCGCUGUAGCUUCUUCACUGAGGCGCUUACGAUCCUCUCCGAUCGGCGACUGCACGACCUCAAAAGGGUGUUUGUAGAAUAUCUCUAUCGUUUUCCCCAGUUUUUCUUCAGUCCCCGAUACGCUGCCUUAGACAUCACUCAGUCCUCACUUUCCAAGCUAGUCGUACGGUGGCUGUCCUCAGACAAAUUAUACUUCAAGUCUGAGGACGAACUUGUUGAUAUCGUGAGUGAUUGGAUCCAAAUGUCCUGUCAGUCCAAACGGCGUUAUUUGUCAAACGAACGUCGCUGUGAACUCCUCCUCACUUUAACGUCCCCACUUAGACUGGGUUUGCUCAGUUGGUACGGUCUGCAAGCCUUAAUCUCCCUUUUGAAUGAAAAUCUGACCCUCGUUGCGGAAGACUUCUCCCUGAAUUGUCUUCUCCUCGUCUCGCAAGCGUUGAUAGCGCGCGAUCUCUGUUCUUCCAUACAGUCCGCACUCUGUGCUUCCCUCCUUCCCACCGACCUUCGCAACUCUCUCGGCUGCCAAGCCUUCAGACAAAGGGCCAAUGUGCCUGUUUUGACGUUCAUCGUCAAACAGGACUUUCCCAUGCCGGCAAUCUCGGCAUAUUUUAUCGACCUGGUACAGGGACGUAGUCUUUGUUCCAGAAUACCCUCUUCCGUGGAGUCGGCCUUCCUAUCGGAGCCCAGCGAAAGCAACCCGAUACACCUCUGCACUGCGGAACUACAGGAUUGUCAGAACCUGGUAUUUCUUUUCAUGCAUCAAGUAAACGUUGCCUGUGUGCGCGGUUGCGUGUGGAAUCUGGCAACUUUAGAGGCAGAGUGGCUUCCACCAUUGAGUCUGAAACAUAGUAUGUUCAACUGGGCCGCAGACUCACACCACUUGUCUUUCGCGGCACCGCAUUCUGUCGGUGUGGUCUAUUCGGCAGAUGGCCUUGUGGUCUACUGCUCAUUCUCAGUUCUUGGCGACGCAGUACUUUGUCUCUACCAGUUCGAUCCCGGCAGCUGGACUUGGAAGCCUCUAAGCCCGCAGAAACUGGAGCUGAACUUUGGCUGGACUGGUGGCAACUUCUUCACUCCCAUGCCGCAGGCUACCCGCCAGGGAGACUCCUGGCUCUACGGGACUAUGGAGCUGCCAACCGGCAGUGUUUUUAUUCGCGCUCGGCCCUCGAGAACCACUUCCCGCCUUAUUGAGGUGGAACGUCUGCCCUCACCAGAUUUUGUCCUCCGUGCUCAUAGGCUAGUUGGAGUCGACGUUUCAGUGGACCACGGCGAGCCUUCCUCAAGUAAGCCUAAUUAUUUCGCGUAUUUCGGCUCUACCUUCGUCUCUCUCUCUGCCAUACCCAGCCUUUCCUACGUGUUUUGUUGAUAAUUCGCCUUUUGCCGUUUACCCCCUUUUCGUCACAUACUGCCCAAUUUUGGAUAAACUGGAGCUGUUCACAUAUGAUAUCAGGUGUUGUUGUUCCCUGACCUCUAUUAUUAAAAAUAGUAUUAUGGCAGGGAGCGCUCACCGAUCGUUCCUACGGAACUCACUCGUUCUGUUGUGCCUUACUGGCUCUCUCUUUCUCGAACCAAACCAGCAACGCACAGCGGCGCACGAUAUAAGCGGUAUGUUAUUACCGACAAAGACAAGGGAGACCGGGAUGACCAUUUCUGGCUUAUUAGCCGUCGUCAGUCAGUCAUACCCCAUCCCGAAAUAUUGUUUUGCGCAUAAACGUCAUCCUUAUUGACCAUAUUUGCUGUCCAUAGAAGCUAACACCAAUGAAAAGCCACUAAGGUCUCAAGUGAAACUCCCUAAUAUCCGCACUUUUAAUGAGUAUUUGUUGGUUUUUGACUACGCAGAUUUCGGAAGUACGAACACACACAGCUAGUAAACUUUUCGGAUUUCUUGACUUCGUAUUUUUGUAGUCUGAUCCCUAAAAACUUGAUUGCUACUUGAGAUGCGUCCAACCCUACCGGAAGUGACAAGUUAUCCAAAGUCAAAAUCAUUUGGAAACAACCGUUUCAGGCAUAUCACCGCACUAUACUUGGCAGUAAAUACACACAUUUUAAGGACCUUGGAAUGCUGAAAGUAGGACGACAGCAGCAAAAGAUUAAAUUUAUCCUUUAGGCCUCUGACCGUGAAUCUUAUCGUUGAAGACGACUGUUACCACAGGCAUACGAUAGUAUGUAAUCGCAGCAAAAAAGGCUGCUUGCGAAUGCUGAGCCUGGCGUACUAAAAUUGUUCAUGUUAAAGCAGGAAGAAGCGUGUAUUUUGCAUAGACAUGGCCUCCGUCUCGUCCGGAAAUGUGCCCAUGCUCAUCUUUAGUCUUCUUAACUUUGUCCUACCAUUGGAUUACGGUGGGUGUGAUAAUGGACGAUGAGGUAAAUGCACUUACUGGAACCCAGUUCACGGCUGCACCCUCUCCGGGACGGUAUUUGUCAUCCUCGCUUGCGACAGACGAGCCUCCAUAAACGACAAUGCAGGGAGGAGCGGAGUUUAGGCGCUGGUGACACUCGAUAACUACCAAAUUAUCCGCGAAGUUAGUGCCAAACCGCCUGCAAUGAGCGACUCUGUUCGCGAUUAAUGGUAACUUCAUUUUUGACAGCUCGACCGAGGUCCACUGCUAUCACUCCUUCCCCAUAGCGACGAUUUUCGCGGUUCUUGAUGUCAUCUCCCACAUUUCGACCUCAUGCGGUCUUUCGACGCUCACGGCGGAACCCUCAGUAUUCGCCGUCUACUAGUAUUUUGGUCGUACCUCUCUUCCCCAUUCGUCGGCUCGGCUCGAAGCGUACUGUGGCCGAUCGUGUCUGGGUUUCUCUCGUCUGGCUAUGACCGAUUAUAAUCCGUUAUAUACCGCCACAUGCGGGCCAGUCCUGCCCGCAUUUUUCUGUUAUUAUUAUUAGCGAGGGUUUUUUUCUCCUGUAAAAUUAAUCCAAUAUUUUUUAAAUUUUUUCAUUAGAGUCUUUUUCACCGCUCGCUCAUCAUUUUUCUUAGCGGACUACUCAUUCAGCAACUAUGAAUUACAUUUUGUACAGAUUCCGCCUACCUCGUCUAAGUUCUAUGUAAAUUUAUUUUUGCUUGCUUUGAUGGGACCCCGACGGGUCUUUAAUAAAAAAUUAUUAAAAUUAUUAUGACGUGAGCAGUUCGAGCACCUCCCCAGCUUCGGUAACCAACCAAUCUAACCAUCGCUUUCGCCCGCAUCAGAGUUCUAUCCCUCUCUAACUUAUACAGUGUCAUGUGACCCAACACCCGAAGUAGAAAUCACCGGUGCAAUGCGGAGAAUGCACAACAACAAGGCUUCCGGAGGGGAUGGUAUUCCCACUCAGCCCGUGGCCAAAAUCUUCUCUCUGGCGGACUGAAGUAUCCAUAGUCACGCAUGAAUGACGUUCACCGACCUGGCCCAAUUAAUCGGCAAAAUAUGAACCUUGGGAUGUUCCCGAGACCUGCGAUUUGCCAUUCAGCGAGGGGUAAUCGCCAACCAUUGUCAUGAAAACAAGGAAAGUCGGGAUUACUAUUUCCCGUUUAUUAUCAUCAAGCAGCGUUACCACACCCAGGACUGCAAGUCCUGAGAUCCUGAGCCCAAAUCAGCUGGCCAAUGAACUUGACGUUCCGACAGUCAAGCCACGGACGCACGCUUUGGUGACUGUAAUUCGGGAUGCGUAGACUCAGAAUGAAAUUACUGACAGGACAUGCCAGACUGUGGCGGCCAUUUCUGGCUUAUUAGCCGUCAUUGGCCGGCCAUACUUAACUCCAGGCUCGGAACCACUAAGGUUUGAACUUGCGUUCUGUGGGUUAUAACCCUAACGCUCUAACAACUGAGCCACGGACUCUUUGCCCUGUCGGUUGCGAUCGGUUAUAUUAAUUAUGGUAGAGGGCGCUUACCGAUUGUACUACAAGACCUACGCGUGCCGUUGCGUCUUGAGCCCGAGUGAUCUCAUUUUGUCUAUAAUAAUGGUCGUUGUGCGGCCGCCCGCGACGCUACAGAUCGAGCCCCAAGACAACCGGGCGGGUAGGUUCGGUACUGCGAUCAGUGGACACCCUCUACCGUGUUUGUAUUCGUAUUUUCACACGUUUGCUGUCCUCAUCCGAUUUUGAAAUGUAACAUCUGUUUCGUUUGGCCUUGGGGCAUACCCGACUAACGAUAACAAACAAGCCAGAGAUGGGUACUGUUUCGCCGCGGUUCCGGUCCGUAAGUGCUCGGUAGUUGUUCGCCCGCUGCUUGGUGUUCCAAGGCAAAACCGAAAACCCCUGUCCCACCCGUCGAACCUUGCCUCCGUCAGUUUUUUACGAGCCAACGAGCGAUUUUAUUAAUGAAUUCGUCAUUAAGUUGCUCAACACUAUGAUCCCUAACUAACAGCCUGACAACUGGAUGCAGCCUCAGACCCUCGCACUAUACCUCUAUUUCCAGAAUCUCGAAACUACAUUAGCACAGUUUGGUGGCUUACACUAACAAAUUGCUUAUCUCUCGCCUGAAGGCACCAAAUUAUUACUCAGAACGCUUUCUCUGCCGCAGUAAAACGACCGGCUUUUCGAAUGAUCCUGAUGUCGCACGGAUAUGAACACGUCAGUCCAUCACAUUCGCUAUUUGCUUGAAUUUUCGGUGAAUUGUUUUUAGCUAGUGUGGUCUUGUAGCAACCUAUAAUAAGCCACAGACUGAAACGACCCUUUCGUUGUCUAACAGUCACCAGUUAAUUUAAUCCUUUCCCGCCACGACUUUUUCGUCUGGCGGAUAGGCAAACUUGGUCCUUUACGGUUGUGAGUUCAGUUUCGCAAUGUAGGUGGGGGGAUCUUCGUGCAUUCAAGAGACCAAAUUUACUUUCUGAGGGAUAUAAGUGCGUUUACUUUGUCUUCACAAUUUUAGCACACAUGGAAUCCUACAUAUUCCCCUUCAACGCCUGCUCCCGUGACAGUGAGGCCAUGCGAAUGUGCUACUCUCAAUCUCUAGGCUCAUGGCAACGGUGGAAUCCCCUGGAUGAUUCUACGAACGUUUCUCCUGCUCCCACCCCGUCGUCUUCCUCCCAGCUCCUCAGGUUCGGUCUCUCUCGGCGGCUUGUCGGCUUCCGUGGCGUAGUAUGCACGAGCAGUCUCAGCCUGCACAAUUCGACUGCAGUUUUUUCGGGCGAGAGGGCGGCCGAUGACUCUACAGAGACCACUGACUCCGACUCCUCCGCUUCAUCGCUGCUCGAUUCUGUCUCCUCCAGUUCGCCCAACACCUGCAUUUCCCCCCUACUUUCCACAGCCCGACCGGACUGCCUUAUGUCUACCAAAGAAUCUCCGGGGGUUUCCGCCGCCGCCGCCGAGUCGAGUUGCCAUCGGAGGCUCCGCAAGCGUCACCCCGUACGGCGCGGGCGCCGGGCGCGUGUCAGCAUCCUCAGUCCGGGCAGUUACCUCGUCCUGGCGGGCAGAUUAGCUCAAGCGGUGUCUGACCCUCCGGAGCCGCUGGUCUCUGGCGUUUGGCUGAUAGACCCGAGUCGGCAUCUACCCCGAGCCCCGGUUUUCAGUCUACCUGAUCAACUAGGCAGCUUGUUGCAUCGAAACUUGGAUGGCGUGCGAGUAACAGUGGCGUUGGCCAACUGGUCAGCCCUGGCACAAGCCGCCUCUGCCCCUCCACUGAUGCGUUUUCGACGGGCCGUCACAGUUCCGAAGGAAGCCAAGCUCGUCACUGGAUUUACAGCCGCCGCCGCCCCCGCUUCAUCAUCCUCCCUCGUAACCUCAGUACUGCCCGGCGCGGGCAGUGAUUCGGACUGA